AUGGAGCACGUGACGGAGGGUUCCUGGGAGUCGCUACCGGUGCCGCUGCAUCCGCAGGUGCUGAGUGUCUUGCGGGAGCUCGGUUUUCCGUACAUGACGCCGGUGCAGUCCGCAACCAUCCCUCUGUUCAUGAAAAACAAAGACGUUGCUGCAGAAGCGGUCACAGGUAGUGGCAAAACCCUCGCUUUUGUCAUCCCCAUCGUGGAAAUUCUCCUGAGGAGGGAAGAGAAGUUAAAGAAGAGUCAGGUGGGCGCCAUAAUCAUCACACCCACGCGAGAGCUGGCUGUUCAGAUAGAGGAGGUCCUGUCUCAUUUCACGAAGCCCUUCCCACAGUUUAGCCAGAUUCUCUGGAUUGGAGGCAGGAAUCCUGGAGAAGAUGUCGCCAGAUUUAAGGAGCUUGGUGGGAACAUCAUCGUGGCAACCCCAGGCCGCCUGGAGGACAUGUUCCGAAGGAAGGCUGAGGGCCUCGAUCUGGCGAGCUGCGUGAGGUCCCUGGAGGUCCUGGUAUUGGAUGAAGCAGACAGGCUUCUGGACAUGGGUUUCGAGACAAGCAUAAACACCAUCCUGGAGUUUUUGCCCAAGCAGAGGAGAACGGGCCUUUUCUCGGCCACUCAGACCCAGGAGGUGGAGAACCUGGUGAGAGCUGGCCUGCGGAACCCCGUGCGCAUCUCGGUGAAGGAGAAGGGCGUGGCGGCCAGCAGCACCCAGAAGACCCCUUCCCGCCUGGAGAACCACUACAUGGUCUGUAAGGCAGAUGAGAAAUUUAAUCAGCUGGUACAUUUUCUUCGAAACCAUAAGCAGGAGAAACAUCUGGUCUUCUUCAGCACCUGCGCCUGUGUGGAAUACUACGGAAAGGCUCUGGAGGCCCUGGUGAAGGGUGUGAAGAUAAUGUGCAUUCACGGAAAGAUGAAAUACAAGCGCAAUAAGAUCUUCACGGAGUUUCGCAAAUUGCAGAGUGGGAUUUUAGUGUGCACUGACGUGAUGGCCCGAGGAAUAGAUAUUCCUGAAGUACACUGGGUCUUGCAGUAUGAUCCUCCCAGUAAUGCCAGUGCCUUCGUGCAUCGCUGUGGCCGCACGGCCCGCAUCGGUCAUGGCGGCAGCGCGCUCGUGUUUCUCCUUCCCAUGGAAGAGUCGUAUAUCAACUUCCUUGCAAUUAACCAAAAAUGCCCCCUGCAGGAGAUGAAACUCCAGAAGAACACAGCCGACCUCCUUCCAAAGCUCAAGGCCAUGGCCCUGGCCGACAGAGCCGUGUUUGAGAAGGGCAUGAAAGCUUUUGUGUCAUACGUCCAGGCUUAUGCCAAGCAUGAGUGCAACCUCAUCUUCAGAUUAAAGGAUCUUGAUUUUGCUAGUCUUGCUCGAGGUUUUGCCCUGCUGAGGAUGCCCAAAAUGCCAGAGUUGAGAGGAAAGCAGUUUCCAGAUUUCGUGCCUGUGGAUGUCAACCCAGAUACCAUUCCAUUUAAAGACAAAAUCAGAGAAAAGCAGAGGCAGAAGCAAUUAUUGGAGCAGCAGAGAAAAGAGAAAACAGAAAAUGACGGGAGAAGAAAAUUCAUAAAAAAUAAAGCUUGGUCAAAGCAGAAGGCCAAAAAGGAAAAGAAGAAAAAACUGAAUGAAAAAAGGAAAAGGGAGGAGGGUUCUGAUAUGGAGGAUGAAGACAUGGAGGAACUUCUGAAUGACACGAGGCUCUUGAAAAAGUUAAAGAAAGGCAAAAUUACUGAAGAGGAAUUUGAGAAGGGGCUGUUGACAAGUGGCAAAAGGUCAACGAACAAAGCAGAUUUGCAGAUCUCAGAUGUGGAAGAUGACUGCUGAUUCCCACCCCUCAGGUCAAACGCACAGGAGUGGGGAAUGCGGGGAGCCGGCCCCUACUCGGCAGACAGCUCGAGCUUCCUUCUGUGGAACAUCAGAACUUUCAGCAGCUGUCGGGGAGCUGCUGUUGCAUAAACGGCAGGUGUGAGGGGUUUCGUGUUCAUGAGCAUUUCACUAAAAACAUACCAGCCUUGAAGUCUAAGAGAAAGAAAACGUAAAUUUACAUAACUGUAAAUAAUAGAUGUCAAUAUUUAUUUUGAUGGGUUACUUAAAGAGCUCAUUUUUUGGUGGCUAUUUUAUACUUAUUAAAACUUACUUAAUAUAAAGCUACUGAAGUAGAUUUGAUUUAAGAGCUUUUAAAAGUUCCUCAGUGUUUCCCAGCUCCUGAUCUCCCUUCCCUGGGUGUCUUUACCUCUGGACCCUCAGUUCUCUGUUUGAUAUACUGCACCGAACACCCACAAAGCCCGUAGUACCAUUUUAUUGGUGAGUAUGUGAAAAAGCAGCAGCAAGUCAUUCUGGGAAAGAAAAUGAUUAUACCUCCUGUUGAAUAAACUGUAGUUCU
This is a messenger RNA of Budorcas taxicolor (takin), 2365 nucleotides long. It is a transcript of the gene DDX55, whose product is annotated as DEAD-box helicase 55. The transcript has 14 exons. Gene Ontology annotation, molecular function: RNA helicase activity; nucleic acid binding; ATP binding. Lineage: Eukaryota; Metazoa; Chordata; Mammalia; Artiodactyla; Bovidae. Gene Ontology annotation, cellular component: nucleolus. The record is from RefSeq and is a predicted model, not a curated record. The coding region runs from base 1 to 1806 and encodes 601 amino acids.